This is a messenger RNA of Oryzias melastigma (Indian medaka), 4263 nucleotides long. It is a transcript of the gene ttc21b, whose product is annotated as tetratricopeptide repeat domain 21B. Lineage: Eukaryota; Metazoa; Chordata; Actinopteri; Beloniformes; Adrianichthyidae. The record is from RefSeq and is a predicted model, not a curated record. Gene Ontology annotation, molecular function: protein binding. The transcript is spliced from 29 exons. The coding region runs from base 159 to 4115 and encodes 1318 amino acids. Gene Ontology annotation, biological process: protein localization to cilium; intraciliary retrograde transport. Gene Ontology annotation, cellular component: intraciliary transport particle A.
GCUGUUCCUACGUUACCAGGCAACGCCAAAGCUGUUGAGCAAGAUGGCGAAAGCCCAGCAAUUGCCUCCAUAAUAUAAAUAUAAAAAAGUAGCGUUCAGGACGAAAUACACAGUUGAAAAGAACAAACUAACAACACAAGUGUACAAUUUAGAACAAAAUGGAGGACGAGGAAACGUUGCUGGCAUCAAUCCUAUACUACUGCCAUGAAAAGUACUACAAUCACGCUGUAAAAGCCACAUCAGACGCUCAAAGGAAAUACACCAAUGAUCCCACAUACAUUUUCUUUCAUGCAUAUGGGACUCUAAUGCAAGAUCAAAUUCAAGAAGCAACAGCAGAACUGGACACAAUAAGAGACGAUCGGCAUGUUUCUCUGUGCACACUCAUGGCCCUUCUUUAUGCAGAGAAAAGAAAAGCAAAUCCAGACAAAGAGGUAAUUCAGGAACUUGAUGCAAAGAUAAAAGAAGACCGUAAAAGUGCGCCUCCUAAGAGUUUGUACUACGCUGGGACCUUUCUCUGGCUAUUGGGGCGAAAUGAUAAAGCAAGAGAGUACGUAGAACGAAUGAUCAAACUCUCCAAUGGCUCUAAAGAGGGAAUCAUUCUCAAAGCUUGGAUAGACGUUACUUCUGGAAAAGACUCCAAUGUCCGAAAGGCUGGAAAGUACUUCGAUGAGGGACUGAAAGAAGGAGCUGACGUUUUUGCUCUGAUGGGAAAGGCACAGUACUAUGAAUACCGGCAGAACUACUCUGGAGCAUUAGAGAUAGUUAACCAAAUCAUAGUGAGUUCCCCAGGCUUUCUACCUGCUCUCAUCAAGAAAAUGAAACUAAUGCUAAGCCUUCAAAACUGGGAUCAAACCGUAGACACGGCAGACAGGCUCUUACAGAAGGAUAAAAAUAACCUGGAGGCCCUGCGGAUGCUAGCACUGCAUUCUGUGUGCAGAGAUGGGGAUUUCACUGAGGCAGCAAAGCAGCUCUCCAACCUUAUCAGCAGCUUAGACAUCCUGGAACCAAACAACCCGGAGCUUUUCUACAGAAUGUCUCUUGCCUUCACUCGUGUUUGUGGGCGCAGUAAAAAAGUCAUCGAGCUGACAUUCAAAAUGGUGGAAAAAGCCUUCUCGUUGGCACCAGGGGACCCCGAUUUAGCCAUCGAACUGGGCUACCAGAUGGCUCUAAUGGGCAGAACAAAGGAGGCUCUAAAGUGGUACAAGACUUCUACAUCCAACAAGGAGGAAGCUAGUAUUUCCGCUCUGACUGGUAUAGUUCGCUGCCAUCUGAUGGAGGGUCACGUUGACGACGCAGAGCAACAGUUGGAGUUUCUCACAGAAGUUCAAAAGUCCAUUGGAAAAUCCGGGGAGCUCUUGUACCUGCAGGCCGUUCUGGCGGCGAAAAAGCGGCGGUCCCCGGAAGAGGUGACCAACCUGCUGAACGAUGCAGUGGACACCCACUUUUCCUCGCUGCAGGGCCUGCCUUUGGGAGUAGAGUAUCUGGAGAAGAUGAAUCCAGAUUUCCUGCUGGAAAUCAUCCAAGAAUAUCUCGCGCUCUGUCCUGCAAAGCCUCCUGCCGCGGGCCAGCCUCCUGCACCUCAGCUCCAGCACUGUGCCAAACUGUUGGAUACUGUGGUAAAAAUUAUUCCUGGUCUUCUUAAUGCAGUUUUUCUGAUGGCCAAAGUCAGAUAUCUCUGUGGCGAUAUCGAUGCUGCUCAGAGCAGUCUACGUCACUGCCUAGACCAGUGUCCAUCUCAUGCAGACGCUCACCUUCUAAUGGCUCAGAUCCAUCUGCUGCAGGGAAACAUAACUCUGUGCACCCAUUCUCUAGAACUCUGCCUCAGCCAGGACUUUGAGAUUCGAGGCCACCCGCUCUACCACCUGAUUAUGGCCCAGGCUAAGAAGAAAAUGGGCGAGCUCGCAGAGGCCAUUCAGAUAUUACAGAUGGCCAUGAGUCUUCCAGGUGUCCGUAGAGCUGAAUCUGCUUCAAAAUCUAAACAAAAGAAGAUGGAAAUCAGCUCUGCUGACUGUGUUUCUAUCUUCUUGGAGCUCGCUGAGGCCCUGUGGCUCAAUGGACAACAGCAUGAAGCUGCAAAGGUGAUGCAGGACGCCAUUAACGAGUUUUCUGGGACGUCUGAGGAGCUGCGAGUCACCAUCGCCAACACAGACCAGGCCCUGCUGCGUGGAGACGCUGAACUGGCACUGAAAAUGCUGCGAAACAUCACCCCUGAACAGCCCUACUACAUCCAAGCAAAAGAGAAAAUGGCAAACAUAUAUCUGACGCACAAAAGAGAAAAGCGGCUGUAUGUGAGCUGUUACAGAGAAAUUGUGGAGAAGCUGUCCAGCCCUCACACAUAUCUCCUUCUUGGAGACGCCUACAUGAACAUUCUGGAGCCAGAGAAAGCCAUUGAGGCGUACGACCAGGCUCUGAAGAAAAACCCCAAAGACUCCAUUUUAGCGAGUAAAAUGGGGAAAGCUCUGGUCAAGACUCAUAACUACUUUGAGGCUAUUAAGUACUACGAGGCUGCCCUGCAGACUGAGCAACACACGUUCCUGCGCUACGACCUGGCCGAGCUUCUGAUGAAGAUGAAGCAGUACGACCGCAGUGAAAAGGUCCUACACGACGCUCUGGCUCAUGAACCAGUGAAUGAACUGCCUUUACUCUCUGAUGACUGCCGUUAUCUGGUCCUGUUGGCAAAGAUUCAAAUUAAAGUUGAAAAAAAUGAGGAAGCUUUGUUUUCUUUGAAAAAAGCGCGAGACGUGCAAGCCAAGGUGGUGAAGCGCAUGCAGUUGGAGCAGCCCGACGCCGUCCCCGCGCAAAAGAAGAUCGCAGCAGAGAUCUGUGCCGAGAUCGCCAAACACUACACGAGUCAGAGGGGCUACGAGAGAGCCGUCCAGUUUUACAAAGAAGCUCUUGUGUAUUGCGAGACAGAUCUCAAGGUGAUGGUGGAGCUGGCACGCUUAUACCUCACCCUGGAUGAGGCGGAUGCUUGCAAGGAGCAAUGCCGGAUCAUUUUAAAGAUUGACCCACACAAUGAAGACGCAACUCUGAUGAUGGCAGACAUCAUGUUCAGAAAACAAGAGUACGAACAAGCAGUUUUUCAUUUUCAGCAACUUCUGGAGCGGAAGCCAGACAACUACCUAGCUUUGUCACGGAUCAUUGACUUGUUGAGAAGAGCCGGCAAGUUGGAAGAAGUCCCCCGCUUUCUUGAGAUGGUUGAAAAACAUUCGUAUAGGUCUAAAAUAGACCCUGGCUUCCAUUACUGCAAAGGACUUUAUCUUUGGUACACAGGACAACCCAACGAUGCACUACGGCAUUUUAACAAAGCUCGGAAAGACAACGACUGGGGUCAGAACGCCGUUUACAACAUGAUUGAAAUCUACCUGAACCCUGACAACGACACACUCGGAGGGGAGCUGUUUGAGAAUUUAGAUGGUGAAAUUGGCAACUCAACAGAGAAGCAGGAGUCGGAGCAGCUUGCGGUGAGAACGGCUGAGAAGUUGCUACGGGAGAUAAAGCCUCAGACGCCAGGCGGACACGUACAGCUCCGCAUCCUGGAGAACUACUGUCUCCUUGCGACCAAACAGAAGGCCAAUAUAGAGAAAGCUCUUAGUGUUUUCUCAGAGAUUGCAAGCAAUGAGAAAGACCACGCACCAGCACUUUUGGCCAUGGCAACCGCAUACAUGAUGCUGAAGCAAACUCCCCGAGCCAGGAACCAGCUUAAGAUCAUAGCUAAGAUGAACUGGAACCUGGCCGACGCAGACGAGUUUGAGAAGAGCUGGUUGCUGCUGGCAGAUAUUUACAUCCAUUCAGGAAAGUUUGAUUUGGCUGGAGACCUUCUGAAAAGAUGCUUAAAUCACAAUAAGUCGUGCUGCAAGGCUUAUGAAUAUCAGGGCUACAUAAUGGAAAAAGAGAUGGCGUUCCGUGAUGCAGCACUUAAUUAUGAACUGGCUUGGAAGUAUGGGAAUCAGACCAAUCCAAAUAUUGGAUAUAAACUUGCUUUUAACUACUUAAAAGCAAAAAAGCACGUUGAGGCCAUAGACGUCUGUCACAAGGUUCUUGUCCUUCAUCCACAUUAUCCAAAGAUUAGAAAGGAAAUCUUGGACAAAGCUCGUGGUGCCUUAAGACCUUAAUGCAUGGAAGUCAAAAAGAUUAUAAACCAGCAUUUAUUUUACCUUGCUUAGUUCCUUAGACCCCCCCCCCCCCUCUGUUUCUUUUUUUCUUUUGCUUCCGAUUGAACAAACCUUCUUAUGUUCUAAUAAAUGUAAGUUUUCAUUUGAA